AUGAUCCAUUGUUUGUUUUUAAUUAGCAGAUAGGGUAAAACAAGACUUACUAAAUGGUUUUCACAAUCCUUUACUAACAAGGAAAAGACUCGUUAUUUAAAAGAAAUUAACUCAAUUGUAUUGACAAGAAGCAGUCGUUUGUGCAAUUUCUUAGAAUGGAAUGAAUACAAAAUAGUUUAUAAAAGAUAUGCAAGUCUUUAUUUUAUUACAAUUGUUGAUAAAGAAGAAAACGAAUUGGGAAUUUUAGAAAUUAUUCAUCAUUAUGUUGAAGUGCUUGAUAAAUAUUUCGGAAACGUGUGCGAAUUAGAUCUUAUUUUUAACUUCCAUAAGGCCUAUUUCAUUUUAGAUGAAUUAAUGGUAGCUGGACAUAUUAUGGAACCUAGCAAAAAAGUAAUCCUAAAAGCCAUAUAAUCAUAAGAAGCAUUUGAAGAAGAAAAUGCCGAAACAGGAAAAAAGUGA
Tetrahymena thermophila SB210 is the source of this 459-nucleotide messenger RNA. Its product is annotated as clathrin assembly small subunit protein. Gene Ontology annotation, molecular function: clathrin-cargo adaptor activity. The record is from RefSeq and is a predicted model, not a curated record. Gene Ontology annotation, cellular component: AP-1 adaptor complex; intracellular membrane-bounded organelle; membrane coat. Gene Ontology annotation, biological process: intracellular protein transport; vesicle-mediated transport. Lineage: Eukaryota; Ciliophora; Oligohymenophorea; Hymenostomatida; Tetrahymenidae. The transcript has 4 exons.